UUGUACAAUGUACUUGUAACUUGUUUAGUUUUUUAAUUCAAUAAUCAAUUUUGUUGAACAAGAAACUUAAUUUUUAAUUAAUAAUAAACCCUGACAAUAAUUGUAACACGUGAAAAAAAUUCUGUACUAUGAAAUUAUCGGUAGUUUUGUUACGUCGUAAUCUUUUGCCAAAUGGUCACUUAUUUAGAGGAAAAGAUAGAUUGGUUAAAAAAGUAGAACUCAAACAUCUUCGUAAACUUGAACGUGAUUUAGAAAUUGAAGAACAAAACAUGUAUUAUCUUCGCCAUCCCUAUCUGACCGAGGCUGAAAGUGCUGGUCAUUCUAAAGCUUUGGGCAAACAGGUUGCAAGGAUGGAAAGGUUUGUUGACACAUCAAGGAAAAUGUUCAAAAAUGAUGUUACCCUAUAUGAGAGGUUAAGUCAUCUGAGAGUUAAAGAAUCUUGGGAUUAGUCUUAAAAUGUGUUCUAGAUUAGCGUUUAUGUAACUGAAAUACAAUAUUAGUUAAAUGUAUUUUA
This is a messenger RNA of Pieris rapae (cabbage white), 514 nucleotides long. RefSeq names its product ribosomal protein 63, mitochondrial. Gene Ontology annotation, biological process: mitochondrial translation. Gene Ontology annotation, cellular component: mitochondrial ribosome. The record is from RefSeq and is a predicted model, not a curated record. The transcript has 2 exons. Gene Ontology annotation, molecular function: structural constituent of ribosome. Lineage: Eukaryota; Metazoa; Arthropoda; Insecta; Lepidoptera; Pieridae. Bases 129 to 449 code for a protein of 106 amino acids.